This is a messenger RNA of Symbiodinium natans, 1116 nucleotides long. The record is from the annotation of a GenBank genome assembly. NCBI's taxonomy places the organism in Eukaryota, Dinophyceae, Suessiales, Symbiodiniaceae.
AUGUCCUGUACCCUCAAGAAAGAGACCCUUUUCGUGUGGUUUUUUGCCAGGGCUUCCGGAACAGAAAAGGUUUUCACGUACUCGGAGGCUGCCAUUGAAGGCAAGGAAGAUGGAAGCGUGGCCGCCGAUGACAAGGAGCUGAAGAGCUCAUGCCUCUUCCGUGUUUGGCGAAGAGAUGGAACAGAUGCCAUUUGCAAAGAUGGUGACGACGUCUUCUUCGAGCACUUGGACACAGGCAAGUUUCUCGAAGCUGCCACGGACACGAAUCCGCUGGCCUUAGCAGACAAGGAUGAGAGCUCAUCUGGCCAACUUUUCGGCUUCUUCAAACAGGGUCGGCCCAUCGAAAUGAGACACCGGGACACGGUGUACCUGCAAACCUGGUUGCACAACUACAUCGAGUACAGGUAUUUCGAGGACAGCAACUUGUACGCGAAGAGAUGGCAGAGACGCGAGCCGCAGACUCUCACAGUUCUUAAGAAGGCGGUCUUGGACUCUUCCACCACCGAAGCGGCCCGGAGGUUCCAAUUCCAAGCUUUCGACUUGGAUGGAAGCGCAACGAUCAGCAAAAGCGAGAUUGACAUGAUGCUUUCGCUCAUCAGAGGUGCGGAGCCAAGCGCAGAUGAAGUCGAGGAGAUCAUGGCCAAGGCUGAUCCAGCAUGCACGGGUGGCAUCCCCUUUGCGUCCUUUGCAUCCUGGGCGGAUGCCGGGGGCUUGUCGGAGGAGGAGCUGAACCACGCUGAGGUGCUGGGGAACGUGGCGCAGAGAUGCUACGAUGCCUUGCAUGAGGACAAGUGCCUUGUUGAGGUACUGGGCACUGUUGAUGCCAGGACCGUCCAAGGCAUGAUCUCCCAGUAUGCAGAGAACCUGAAAGCAGGAAGCCUGAGCGAAAUCCUGGUGGAGAAAGCAGGGGCGAAGUCAGAUGGCUGGUUCUUCUCGGGGCACUGGAAAAAUUGCAUGAUGGCAUUGCUGGAGCCAGAGGUCGACCUUUGGGUGCGCUGCCUCAAUGAUGCAAUGAGGGGCUGGGGCACCGACGAGAACUCGCUGUCGGCCUUGGUGUUCCCUAGCUGUUUUGGUCAGGAUGUCUCUCUUUUGCUUCGCAAAAAAAGGCUGGCGUAG